ACAGAUAAACGGACCGAGAACAGCACAUCUCGGACCCACCGAGAUAGGCCAAUCCACAGCACAUCUCGGACCCGCCGAUAUAGGUCAAACAUAACAAAUAAGGCAUACCAGAGACGGCUCACAACACAUCUCGGAAUCACCGAUAUAUACCAAACGCAACUAAUAAGAAUAAACCGGAAUGUCACGACAUCACAAACCGAUCAGAGCGAUAACCUAAAGAGAGCAUAUCUUUUUAGUCACCGAGCACAACCAUUCCGAACACACGGGACAAAUCUGUCAGAACGUACUCUGACAUUCCAGACACAACAGCUGCACAGACAAAGAGAAUGAAGUCAGACCUGUCGGCCCAGACAAAGAGAAACAAAGGACUUAAUAUAAAAGGCAAAAGGAAAGUAGGUACGGCCUAGAAGCGUUCAUCAGAGAUAGCUACGAUUCAAGGUUACAAGUUAUCAUUUGGCGCCGUCUGUGGGAAAGAAAAUAAGAAAGCUUCCCCCUUUCUAUCCUUUUGGAAGCUAAUAGGAUGAGUAGAAUAGAAGGAGAUGAUCCCGCAAUCGGAGACAAUAAUACGCAGAGCAGUAGAACGGGAGAGGGGCUCAACGCGCCACCGAGAAGAGCUAGCGGCGAAAGCUCGUUUUGCCCGGUCACUACAUCGAUGGCGGGUGUUAACCCGAGCCCUAUGUCAGGGGUUACCACUUAUUACCCGUGGGGAAUGCCAUCGUCGAGUAACGUUCCUCCAACAUCAUACUCCACCCCUACGCACCAAACCACUCAAACUUUCUUACGACCAGGCGUAACCCCCAUCAACCUCACAUUCACCCCGAACUCCACCCCAGCACCUGGACAAACCACCACAGAAGUCCAAAAUCCUACGCCAGCACAAAUCCAAGAAUACAUCGAAUUUCAUACUCGGCAGCUAGCUUUCCUUCAACAGGUGCAACUGGUCCAUACUCGACCAACAGCCCCAACUGCAACCCAGGAUAACACUACCACUCCACCAUACAUACCAACCGCACCACCUCACCCACAGGAAUUCUACCAAGGCCAAAAAACACCCGAGGAAGCAAACCGCGAGAAAAAUCCACGAGAACAAAACCCAGAACCAGCACAGACCGGACAUAAAACUCCAGAGGGGCAUAAAAAGACACUAAAACGGGUGGAGAUCGAGGAGAGCGUGCACAGCUCGGGUGCUGAUUCCCCAAAGAAAAAGAACCUGGAGCAAGAAAUCACCGAAAGGGUCAGAACCGAGAUGGAAAAAUUUAGAAGAAAAGAGCCGAGAAACACAAGCUUCCUGAACAUCGGAAACCCUCUGUCGGCAGAAAUACGAGAAGAACCCUUCCCCUUAAACUACAAAACACCGCAGUUAGACGAUUACAAUGGAACAGGGGACCCGAUCACGCACUUGAGCUGUUUCCAAGUGGUCAUGAUGGUACAAUGUUUGUCCGAAGCGGCUGUCUGCAAACUUUUCCCGACUACCCUAAAAGGACCAGCUGCCAUCUGGUAUCAAAGCCUGAAAGAAGGCUCCAUCCGAAGCUUCGACGAGCUGGCAAGAGCUUUCCGAACACAUUUCGCACCGAGCAUACAACGAAAGAAAAAGUCCAGUGACUUAAAACUCUGCUACCAGAAGCCAGGAGAAAGUCUGCAGAGUUACAUCGGCCGAUUCAACGCAGAAGCGGUCGAAGUGGGAAAUUUGAAUGAUGAUACUGUGAUAGACGCAAUGAAAGACAACACAACAAUGAUGGCCUUCCGAGAUAACCUGAUAACAAACCCGGUACAAACUUACUCUCAGCUGAUGGACCGAGCCUGGAACUACAUAAAUUUAGACGAAGAACAACGGCGAAAAGCCGCACAAACUACAACAUCGUUCCGAACACCGAGGCCGAACUUCGAUCAAAAUCACACAUCUUGA
Mercurialis annua (annual mercury) is the source of this 1906-nucleotide messenger RNA. RefSeq lists its product as uncharacterized. The record is from RefSeq and is a predicted model, not a curated record. The coding region runs from base 521 to 1906 and encodes 461 amino acids. The transcript is spliced from 3 exons. NCBI's taxonomy places the organism in Eukaryota, Viridiplantae, Streptophyta, Magnoliopsida, Malpighiales, Euphorbiaceae.